CCACGGGAGGGAGGAGCAGAUAGAUCCUUUGUGGAAAUUAGUUGGUUUGUUUUGUGUGAACGCAUGGAAGGAGGUGGUUUCUUUUAAUAAUUGUAAUGCACGCUGUAUUAUAAUUUGGCUGACGGCUUGGUCACUGUAAACAGUAUGCUCGAGAUCUUUUCUCCUAGAUCUGCAAUGCCAAUUGACAUAGCUAUGCAGCUAUAUCUUCCUCCUCCAUUCAAGCAAGCAAGCUAUGCAACAAGAAGAGCACUCAAAAUAACCCAGCCACUACGGCCAUGCAUCCACCUCCACAUCAGUGAUGAUACACCAGAAAGUAAGCACAAAAUCAAGGAGCAGAAACGCGUCUCCUUCGCAGACACAAAAGGCUUGCCCUUGACUACGGUUAAAUUCUUUGAUUUGAAUGACCUAAAUUUUUCCUUUAACGUCGAUGAUUUGAUCAGCAGUUUGGUCGGCCUGAAGACCACAGACAAAGAUAGCCUACUCUUAGAUUUUGCACAGCCCUCAUCUGAUUACCUAGAUUUCAAGAACCGUCUAGAAGCUGACUUUGUCUGCCUUGAAAACUGUAUGUUGCAGGACUGUACAAUUAUGGGGACAGUCAAAGUGAAAAACAUUGCAUUUGAAAAAUCCUUGAAGGUGAGAAUAACAUUUGAUACGUGGAAAACCUUACAGGACCACGACUGCUGCUAUGUCGAAGACUCUUACGGCGGCUCAGACAAAGACACAUUUUCAUUUGAGAUUCGUUUACCGGAGUACAUUGUUCCACAUGAAAGGAUAGAGUUUGCCAUCUGUUAUGAAAGUGGUGGGAAGACCUAUUGGGACAGUAACAAAGGGCAGAACUACAGGUUGAUCCGAUCGGAGCUGAAACAUACUCCUGAGUCUUACAAAACAAAUCAGCCGCUGGACAAUGUAUUGACUGAAUCAGACCACAUGCCAGGAUUUGGGAUUGAGUUUGAUCAUUAUGGUGGACUCCGGUGCUCCUAUGGCUUAUUUCCCGAAUGGCCCAGUUAUGCUGGUUAUGAUAAGAUGGGACCUUACUAUUGAGCGGGUCCUAACAAUGGGUCCACUUGUUCUUGAAAUGUAGAUGGGUUUUUAAUGUUCCUUUCAAAGUAUAACUGGUUUAUAGCAGAAAUUGGGUACAGGAGGCUAGUGUUGGUUGUGAGCAUCAACUUAGACUAUUUCGAACAUUGGAACUUGCGGUUUUUAAACAUUUCUUAUAUUUGGUUUGGCAGUGAACAAACAUUUGUUGUAAUCUGUAACUUGAAAUAUUUUCUGAGGAAUUCAACGAGAACACUGCCGUUUUGAAUAUACAAAGUGCUCAUUUUCUGAACUUUGUGUUGCUGUCUAAUUUCACAGGAUGUUUUGACCUGAGGCACUUCUGUCAACUUAUGGACGACACUCAUCAUUUCCGAAAUGUUCCAAUCUUUUAAAACUGUGCCCAGUUUCACCAAGUAAUUUCGGGAAGCUCUGCUAAAGCAGUAAUCAACAUGUGAAAUGGACUUGUGUGUAGGGCAGUGGAAAUGCCAUGAAGGAACAUGGAGGAAGCUGUGAUGGAAGCCAUCGCAGAGCCUUUAUGGAUGGAUGAUCUGAUAAUCUUUCUCAACCUUAUUUUACUUAAAGAACUAUUUGAAGCCCAAAUGUGCAACUUUGUUGAACUAGGAUUCUGACAACACGUUCAUUCUAAUGAAGAUUUUCUUUUAAAGUAUUCAAAUUGCUGAGUUGUUAAUUUUGAACAAUAAGUAGUACUCAAACUGAUUGGAAUCAGCUUGAAUUAAGUCAAAUUAAUGAAUGGGAAGAAAGGAGAAUGAACAUUUACAUAUUUAUUCUGUCUUGUAGAAAUUUGACACUUCCUCAAAGAUUAUGAUGCCCAAUUUUUUUGCAUCUCCCAUUUAGUUUUCUGUACAAACCAGCUUGAAUAGUAGAUUCCUUCUUCCCACCACUCCCUUCCUCCCCCAGAAGUCUUGCAUGCUAGUGACUAGGAGCUUGUAUAGAGAUGCUCCUUCACUCUCGGCUUGAAGACAUUUUAGACUGAAGUCCUUCUCCCUCUCGUGUGAGGUUAUAUUUGUUUGGGAAAUGUAUCAAAUCGUGUUGACUCUUUCUUUUGACUAUACUGUGGAUUACUGUGUUUGUCAGAACCAAAUCUUUGUUUCAAUUUCAUAGACUGUGUUGCAUUCUGAGUGAACAGGAAUGUGUGUCAAUAAAUGACUUACCCUUUGUCUUUAAGGCACUGUCAGCUGGGACGCAGCUUCUUGAGGAGUUACAGUUCCCAAGUGUCCUAGCCAAGGGUAACCUUGUUUUGUUCUAUGUAGUAGACAUGAUAUUGGCUAAGCUAUUUCAUUUGAAUAGGCAUCAAGAUAUGCUGCAUCAUACACAAAACUAUAAUUUAUUCAAGCUAGUGUUAACUCCAGUUCCCCAGUUUGAACAGCCUAGGAAACUUAUGGCUUUUGUUCAGUUUUCUACCAAGUGGUGAGGGUCAUGCAUUGAACUGCCUGGGAACUUUUGAAAGUACUUCUCAAUCAUAAAAAUUUGGAGACUUUAUUCUGCCCCAUAUCUGUGCUGUUGCAACCACUAGGUCAUAUAUUGAGUGCAAUUCUUUACAGUGAACUAUCGUAAUGCUGGUUUCCCUCAAUGAAGGCCAUUUUAGACUGUACUAGCCACAUGCCCCGUGGACAUUUCUGUGAAAUUCUGUGCAUCUUGCCCCACUGCAUGAGGCCAGUAUUUAAGCAUUGGGCAGGUCACACAGCAACUGCCACUUUCCAUUUUUUUUAAAGAGCCAUUCUGGAGUUUUGCCUGCUGCUUGUGGGACAACAUUCCGUGACUCUGUCCUACUUUUUUCUCUCUGAUACUGUAAACUAUUGGCUUUGGCUGUGAAUCCCAGAAAUUGUGGCAGGCAAGGAUAGAAUCCACUUGUCCCAUUGCCUGUCCUGUAGCUGUGGUUCUCUAUUUUAGCUCCAACCUCUAUGCACUUCCCCUCCCUCCCUCCACACCUCAUUUCCAGCACUUUUCAAACUCUAGUUAAUCUCCCAUUCUUGCUCAGUAAGCACUUAUGGUAAAACAUCCCAUUUCUCAAUCUGUGUGGGGUCGGGGGAAUCUCUCUUAAUUUCACUCCUUCCCCACCCUCCCAUUUUUUUUGUCCCAGUUCCUUGAGGCUAUUUCACCAAUGGACAGGAAUCCAUGUUAUUUUGAAGGUCUUGGAAUAAAUUUUCUGAUAAUCGAGUCUUGUGCAAUGUUCCCUGUAAAUAAAACAAAAAUUGUUUAUAUUCAAUCUUCAGUCAUAUGGAAGGCUAAGAUUGAGUAAGGCUAUGAAGGGAUAUGGAGCAAAUGAACCUGAAGGUCAGUAGUGCUGUUGGAACAGGCUGUAAGGUCUGAGUGGUUUCAUGUUUCUCUUUCCCAGUUGUAAUGGUCUAAUUGAACAGUGAAGCAAACCUGAGGUGACUUCCUGCUCCUCAAAUCAGGAAUACUCUGAGCUUGUUCAGUAUUGAUCACUGGUUUUGUGUUUGUUUUUUUUUGGCAAAUGAGAUUCUGUGUUUGAUGUGCUUUACACAUUAAAGGUUGAUCUGCUGUG
This is a messenger RNA of Stegostoma tigrinum, 3562 nucleotides long. RefSeq names its product protein phosphatase 1, regulatory subunit 3B (gene ppp1r3b). Bases 145 to 1041 code for a protein of 298 amino acids. Gene Ontology annotation, biological process: regulation of glycogen biosynthetic process. Gene Ontology annotation, molecular function: glycogen binding; protein phosphatase 1 binding. Gene Ontology annotation, cellular component: protein phosphatase type 1 complex. The transcript has 2 exons. Lineage: Eukaryota; Metazoa; Chordata; Chondrichthyes; Orectolobiformes; Stegostomatidae. The record is from RefSeq and is a predicted model, not a curated record.